AUGCACUUCUCUACUGCAGUCAUUGCCUCUGUUGCCGCUCUGGCACCUCUUGCCAGCGCCGUUGGUAACGCUGUCGUAACCAAUCAUUGCAACUUCCCAGUCUAUUUGUGGUCCGUUGGUGGCAGUAUUGGCCCCAAGCAAACCAUCCCAGCAGGCGGCAGCUACAGCGAAGCAUUACACCACGAUAGUGCCUCAGGUGGCAUCUCGCUAAAGAUCACCACUGUCGACAACGGUCUGUACAGCGGCAGCCCCCAAACCAACUUUGCCUACACUCUCGACCCUGGUACAGUCUGGUACGAUCUGUCAGAUGUCUUCGGCGACCCUUUCUCCGGCAAGACAAUUGUCGUGCGGCCCACAGACACCACUUGCUCAAAGAUCUGCUGGGCGCAAGGAGUCAACCCUGGUGGUAGCCAGACUAAGAACUGCAAUUCGAAUACUAGCAUCAACCUGAACCUCUGUGCAGCCAAUUGCUAA
Penicillium vulpinum is the source of this 474-nucleotide messenger RNA. Its product is annotated as putative BYS1 domain protein. Lineage: Eukaryota; Fungi; Ascomycota; Eurotiomycetes; Eurotiales; Aspergillaceae. The transcript has a single exon. The coding region runs from base 1 to 474 and encodes 157 amino acids. The record is from RefSeq and is a predicted model, not a curated record.